This is a messenger RNA of Halichondria panicea, 3915 nucleotides long. RefSeq lists its product as uncharacterized. NCBI's taxonomy places the organism in Eukaryota, Metazoa, Porifera, Demospongiae, Suberitida, Halichondriidae. The record is from RefSeq and is a predicted model, not a curated record. The transcript is spliced from 5 exons. Gene Ontology annotation, molecular function: protein binding; ATP binding; protein kinase activity. Gene Ontology annotation, biological process: protein phosphorylation. The coding region runs from base 1498 to 3831 and encodes 777 amino acids.
GAGGCGUAGCCGCACGAGGGAUACGGUAAAGCUGACUGUGUGUGUGUGUGUCUGUGUGUCUGUGUGUCUGUUCCAGCUGUAACUGCUCAACGGUUGCAAUGCGACGAAAACUAACAGUUUCUAUAGGCUUCUAGCCACGUUCUCUUGGAUUUUGAUUCGUGGAUUAGCAAACUAAAGCUUUGUUCUCGAGUUAUGGCUAGUUUGACUCACAUUGAAGGCUGUUGCAGUCUCUUCAGAAUCUUUCAUAGCAUCAUCUGUUCGCACAAACUUUCUAUUCAACACAUGAGUUAGCCUUGCACUAAAGUGCUAGCUUUUUGUUAGCUACAAGAGUCAGAAAAGAUCUGUUAAAACAGCUAGCUAGCUAUAGUAGCCAUUGUGCAUGGACUUGAUCUUUGGACACACCCUUCUUUAAUUAUUCCUGCGGAUGCAAUGCGCAUGCGCGCUCAUCCCCACAUGUUAGAGAAUCCAGUGGCAGAAUCAACUUUCUUGAGGUUCUGGUAUACAGGUAAGCCACAAAACAAAUGAUACCAUAAUUAUAGACUAGAUAAUAAUAGAUUCAUGUACACAAGUCUGGUAACAAUAGAUACAUGUACACAAGUCUUUUCUUCUCAGUAUUAAUAUAGAUAGAUACACACUUUUUGCUUGUUUAUAUACUAUACUGUCUGUGCUUAAAUUCUCAGUGCCUUUGACAAAGGUUUGCUCCCACUGUUUGGCUACAGGCCAUUUAAAUAACAUGCAGUUGCUUCGGUAUCGUUGAUUUAAUUCUGUGAUUGAAUUGUACUUAUCUCACAGGCUAUAUAAUACUGACUAUUAUGCCUUUGACAAAGGUUUGCUCCCACUGUUUGGCUACAGGCCAUUUAAACCCCACAUCCUAACAGAAUCAAUCUUCUUCUUUCUUGCUUCCUUCAGGUCCUGGUAAGCACUAUACGUAUUAAAUAAUGAUACCAUAUACAAUAGUCUAAGAUACCAUGUAUAUAAGUCUGACAGUUAUAGAUAUUAUGCAACUUUUUUAUCAGCAGAUUUUAUUCAAUUUGUUGCUGCAAAAUGAUUAUAAACUUUUUUGAAUUAUGCAAACAAACUUUUCCCUCUUCUAUAACACUCUAUUACUUUUGAGCGAAAGUAAAUCAUGGCGAGAGGCAUUUGCAAGCGCCAGCUUGAGCACUAGUUAUAUUAUCAGUGAAAAACGCGAAAGUUUAUACCCUUAAAGUACCCUAUAUACAUGGUAGGUAUCAACUAGAUUGUAACUUAAUAUCAACUACCGGUAGAUUGUAACUUAAUACCACAAUGUGACCUAGAUUGUAACUUAAUUCCACAAUGUGGUCAUCAACAAUAUGUGACACGGUUCACUAUCAGCCACUUUGGUCAUCAACAAUAUGUGACACGGUUCACUAUCAGCCACUUACGGCUGUACACAACUUUGAGUUCUCCAGACCCAUGAGACUAUUUUAAGUACAGUUCUUUAGGUAAGUAUGUUACUGUUGAUGUGUGCCUUCUCUUAUGUGUUCAUCCUACAUACAUUUACAGGCAAUGCAAGCUCUUCGCUCCAUAUUUGGCCGAGCACAACGAGCAGAUACCCCUGUUGAACCACCACCUUGUGUGCAAGCAUUCUCCACUGAAUCUGAUGGACGCCAUUACUAUUGGAGGGGGGCUGGUCCAGGAGAAAGGUCAACCAUCAUUGCUGUGUACGACUCAAGAACUGAGCAGUGGAGCCUCAAGCCCACCACUGGACCUCCACCCCCUGGAGAGUGGGGUGGUAGCUCUGUUUGUGUAGGUCGUUACCUAUACACUUUUGGUGGUUGGAAUGGGUCUUCUUACGUCAAUGACAUGUAUAAGCUAGAUUUUAGCACUCUCCAGUGGACCAAAAUUCAACCCUCUGAUCCUGAUAGUCAACCUAUUAAAAAAUAUGUCUGUGGACUUGUCAGCGUGGAUAAGAAAACUCUCUGCUGCUUCGGAGGACACGGUAUUGGCCCCACACAUUCAGGACCAACUUUCACCAGGGACACACAAAACCCUAAUGGAAGUGGGUACACAAAUGAGUUCCUUCUUUUUGAUGUGCAAAAUGGUGUCUGGUCGUUCACAGAACUCAAAGGAGAGGUACCUCCUCCCUGUUCUGGCUUCACAUUCACCAAAGUGGACCAGCACAGGGCAGUCCUCUUUGGAGGAAGACAACCUGACAAUAGGGUUAAUGGUGUCUACAUAUUCGACUUUAGGAAUAUGGAGGUCACUAAGGUGGAGCGAGUACAGGGAGAGCCAUUACCAGUGGGGAGGGCAGGCCAUUCUGCCUGUUGUCUCAACUAUGGCGAAGACCAUCCUCAACUACUGGUGUACGGAGGACUGGGUAAUGACAACAACACACUGGGGGACAUGUGGAUACUGGAUGUUGACACUGGCAAAUGGACAGAAGUGACACCUCCAGAGUCAGUGAAACCACGUGUUCUUCACUCCACCACUGCCACCAGUCUGAGACAAGGACUUGCUGAGGUUCUCAUAUUUGGAGGUCGUCAAGAGAAAGAGGGGGAUAACCUUGCAGAGACAACCAUAAUGAGAUUCGAGUCGACUGGACCCACAGCGUCUGGUGCUGCUGGGAAGUGGGAUCUCGUAGAUGUUGCCUACAAUGACACUAGAGGCUCUAGUCAGCGACUGGGAGAGAAAAGGAUCAGGCAAACAACUGCUUGUGCCUCAUCAGUCAAUGAGACCAUCUCUCAAGAUCGGGUGAGGGCUCUGGAACAUCAGCUACAAGCAGCAGAGCAGAGAGAGCAGGACACUCAACGUCGCUGUGAACAACUGUUACACGAGAAGGAUCGAGAAUUGGCUUUAAAAAUUCGGGAAUUAUCUACGAAAGACAACGAAAUAACUAUGAAAGAUCGAGAAAUGGUUAUAAAAGCUCAAGGAUUGACCAAAGCCAACCGUCGCUGUGUAGAUAUGGAGAGACAACUCAGAGAAGUUCAACAAACGGUGCAAGAUGCCAACAGAAGAGAAUCUGACCUAUGUGCUCAAAAUACAGCUCUCAGGAGGGAGUUAGAAGGCAAGACUAGAGAGUUGGUAGCACACAACACAGAGGUGUGGAGGAUUCCGUCAAUCAGAGUGAACACGAUGAGAACAAUUGGCACUGGAGGGUGGGGGGAAGUGCUAGAGGGAACGGUGAGGGUAGCUGUCAAACGACUCUUUGCUGCUAUUGUCAAUCCACGGAAUCUGGAGAGAUUCCAGAGAGAAAUGAGGCUUUUGGCUGAAGUACGACAUCCCAACCUGGUGCAGUUCAUUGGGACAGUGUUUGACCAGUCCCCUCCUCUUAUCAUCACGGAGCUUCUGGACAUUAAUCUCAGACAAGCGUACGAGACGAAUCAACUGGUACCAGGAAACCGCCUCUCGAUCUUCAUCGACAUUGCCCGAGCUUUGGACUACCUGCAUCAGCGCUAUGAGCCCAUCAUCCAUCGUGAUGUAAGUGCUCCCAAUGUCCUCCUCCAGCAAAUCCCCAACCACCAGUGGAAGGGAAAGGUAUCUGACCUCGGCUCAGCCAACUUCCUGCAACACGCUCAGACGAUGGGAGAGGGGGCCAUAAUCUACUCCCCUCCGGAAGUCAUCCCUCAACCAUUUGCACGACCUCCUCCACAAACUGUCAAGAUUGACCUGUAUAGCUACGGCAUUGUGUUGGCUGAAGUGACUGCCAGUCGUUUCCCGAGUCAAGACAAUUUUCCUGACAUGUUUGAGCGAAUUGAGAGAGAGCGUCCUGCAGUGUACGAACUGAUUGUCCACUGCACUAAGAGAGAUCCUAGUGAUCGACCCAGUAUGGUAGAGGUGCUUGUGGAACUAAACAAAAUAGUACCUUUUUAAUUGAGACACUAUUAUCAUGUUAUCUAAAAUAUAGUGUUCAAAAUGUAUAUUGCAUUGAAAUGUAUGUUGUGCAGUAGUUUGCAA